AUGUCUCUAGUCUGGGCACUGCUGCCGCCGAGAGUCCAGGCCCCGGGCCUAAUGUCGCCGAGUGAUCUGGUUCCGGGCCCAAUACAGCCGGGAGUCCGGGCCCUGGGCCCAAAGCCGCCGAGAGUCCAGGCCCCAGUCCUAAUACCGCCGAGAGUCCAGGCCCCAGUCCUAACACCGCCGAGAGUCCAGGCCCCAGGCCCACUGCCACCGAGCGUCCAGGCCCUGGGCCUAAUACUGUCUAGAGCCCAGAGCCCAGGCCCAAUGCCACCUAGAGCUCAGGCUCUGGGCCAAACACCAUUGAGAGUCCAUACCCCAGGCCCAAUGCCACCGAGCGUCCAGGCCCUGGGCCUAAUGCUGCCUAGAGCCCAGAGCCCAGGCCCAAUGCUGCUGAAAGCCCAGGGCCCAGGUCAAACACCACUGAGAGUCCAGACCCCAGGCCCAAUGCCCUCGAGAGUCCAGAGCCCGGGUCAAAUGCGGUCAAGAAUCCAGGGCCCAGGCCAAACACUGUCGAGUAUUCAGGGCCUGAGCCAAACACUGCCAAGAGUCCAGGGCCCAGGCCAAGUGCCGCCGAGAGUCCAAGGCCUGGGCCAAACUUCACUGAGAGCCCAGGGCCCAGGACAAAUGCAGUCGAGAGUCCAGGGCCCGGGCCAAAUGCCGCAGAGAGUCCAGGGCCCGGGCCAAAUGCCGCAGAGAGUCCAGGGCCCGGGCCAAAUGUCGCAGAGAGUCCAGGGCCCGGGCCAAAUGCCGCAGAGAGUCCAGGGCCCGGGCCAAAUGCCGCAGAGAGUCCAGGGCCCGGGCCAAAUGCCGCAGAGAGCCCAGGGCCCGGGCCAAAUGCCGCAGAGAGCCCAGGGCCCGGGCCAAAUGCCGCAGAGAGCCCAGGGCCCGGGCCAAAUGCCGCAGAGAGUCCAGGGCCCGGGCCAAAUGCCGCAGAGAGUCCAGGGCCCGGGCCAAAUGCCGCAGAGAGUCCAGGGCCCGGGCCAAAUGUCGCAGAGAGUCCAGGGCCCGGGCCAAGUGCCGCCGAGAGUCCAGUGCCCAGGCCAAGUGCCGCCGAGAGUCCAGGGCCCGGGCCAAAUGUCGCAGAGAGUCCAGGGCCCGGGCCAAGUACCGCCGAGAGCCCAGGGCCCGGGCCAAAUGCCGCAGAGAGUCCAGGGCCCGGGCCAAAUGUCGCAGAGAGUCCAGGGCCCGGGCCAAGUGCCGCAGAGAGUCCAGGGCCCAGGCCAAGUGCCGCCGAGAGUCCAGGGCCCGGGCCAAAUGUCGCAGAGAGUCCAGGGCCCAGGCCAAGUGCCGCCGAGAGCCCAGGGCCCGGGUCAAAUGUCACAGAGAGUCCAGGGCCUGGGCCAAAUGCCGCCGAGAGACCAGGGCCUGGGCCAAAUGUUGCAGAGAGUCCAGGGCCCGGGCCAAAUGUCGCAGAGAGCCCAGGGCCUGGGCCAAAUGCCGCAGAGAGCCCAGGGCCCGGGCCAAAUGCCGCAGAGAGUCCAGGGCCCGGGCCAAAUGCCGCCGAGAGACCAGGGCCUGGGACAAAUGUUGCAGAGAGUCCAGGGCCCGAGCCAAGUACCGCCGAGAGCCACGGGCCAAAUGCCGCCGAGAGUCCAGGGCCCAGGCCAAGUGCCGUCGAGAGUCCAGGGCCUGGGUCAAACUUCACCGAGAGUCCAGCGCCCGGGCCAAGUGCCGCUGAGAGACCAGGGCCCGGGCCAAAUGCCGCUGAGAGACCAAGGCCCAGGCCAACUGCCGCCGAGAGUCAAAGACCUGGACCUAAUCCCACCGAGAGUCAAGGGCCUGGACGUAAUGCAGCCAAGAACCCAGGCCCUGAGCCAAAUGCCGCUGAGAGUCCAGGGUCCGGGCCAAAUGCUGCUGAGAGCCCAGGCACCAGGCCUAAUGCCAUCGAGAACCCAGGCCCCAGGCCUAAUGCCGCCGAGAGCCCAGGCCCCGGGCCUAAUGCCGCCGAGAGCCCAGGCCCCGGGCCUAAUGCCGCCGAGAGCCCAGACCCCGGGCCUAAUGCCGCCGAGAUCCCAGACCACGGGCUUAAUGCCGCCGAAAGCCCAGGUUCCGGGCCUAAUGCCGGCAAAAGUCCAGGCCCCGGGCCUAAUGCCGCCGAGAGCCCAGGCCCCGGGCCUAAUGCCGCCGAGAGCCCAGGGCCCGGGCCUAAUGCCGCCGAGAGCCCAGGGCCCGGGCCUAAUGCCGCCGAGAGCCCAGGGCCCGGGCCUAAUGCCGCCGAAUGCCCAGGCCCUGGGCCUAAUGUCACCAAGAACCCAGGCCCUGGGCAUUGCUAGGAGUCCCAUUUUACAACGCCGACGCUACAACCACUGUAUUGCUGACCUCGCUCCAGCCUCGAAGAUGAAGAAAGUAUGA
Messenger RNA from Hemiscyllium ocellatum (epaulette shark), 2349 nucleotides. RefSeq names its product basic proline-rich protein-like. NCBI's taxonomy places the organism in Eukaryota, Metazoa, Chordata, Chondrichthyes, Orectolobiformes, Hemiscylliidae. The transcript has a single exon. The coding region runs from base 1 to 2349 and encodes 782 amino acids. The record is from RefSeq and is a predicted model, not a curated record.